Molecule: messenger RNA, 1954 nt
Organism: Acanthoscelides obtectus
Lineage: Eukaryota; Metazoa; Arthropoda; Insecta; Coleoptera; Chrysomelidae
Source: the annotation of a GenBank genome assembly
AGCUUAUGAAAACCUCAUCGAUCGUCUCCGUUCCUAAAAUAAACAUAACCUAUAUUUUCUGUUAUAAAAUGAAAUCAAAAUUAUGGUUAUUUAAAAGAUUAUACAGUCAACAAUUGCCCCCGUCUCCAAAAAUCUGCAUUGUCGGUGCGGGGCCUGCCGGAUUUUACGCAGCCCAACACCUGUUGAAGAAAAUCCAAGAUGUUCAGGUUGACAUGUACGAGAGGCUACCUGUGCCUUUUGGUCUGGUAAGAUUUGGGGUGGCUCCGGAUCAUCCAGAAGUCAAAAAUGUCAUCAAUACAUUCACAAAGACUGCAGAGAAUCCAAAACUUAGGUUUUUAGGAAACAUGACACUAGGAGCAGAUGUUAGUCUGGAGGUGUUGAAGAAGGCGUAUCAUAUAGUGUUGUUGUCUUAUGGGUCAGAAGAGUGCAAUCAACUAGAAAUACCAGGAGAAGAAUUUAAAAAUUGUAUCAACGCUAAAAGAGUUGUUGGUUGGUACAAUGGUAUACCCAAGGACCGAAACCUGGAAAUGGAUCUGAGUGGAGAAAACGUGGUUAUUUUAGGACAGGGAAAUGUAGCAAUAGAUGUAGCAAGAAUACUCUUGAAAUCAGUUGAUGAAUUAAGAAAAACAGACAUCACCAGCUACGCACUGGAAGCUCUGCAAAAAUCUAAAGUGAAGCGAGUCUACCUCGUAGGUAGACGCGGCCCGCUACAAGCAGCAUUCACAAUCAAAGAAUUGAGAGAAGUACUAAAGCUUCCCAGUUGUAGCACAAUAUGGAGAAAAGAAGACUUUACUGAUGUGGAAAAACAUAUUCCGAAACUAAAACGACCAAGAAAAAGAAUUACAGAACUUAUGUUGCAAUCUGUCAACGAAAAUAAAGUAGUUGAAGGGCAAAAGGAAUUUAGGCCUGUAUUUUAUAGGGCGCCAUCUAGGAUAGAGGGAUAUAAUAAGAACAAGGUAUAUAUGAAAGCUAUUGUUCUGUGCAAGACAAUACUCGAAGGUGACACUGACCACAUUCACAAAAUGAGGGCAAUCAGUACUGAAGAUGAGGAAAGCAUUGAUUGCAGUCUAGUCAUUCCAAGCAUCGGGUACAAGGCUGUACCUGCAGAUACUGAUAUUCCAUUUGAUCAUAACAAGGGUAUAGUUAUGAACCAGCAUUACAAAGUGAAGAAAGGAUUGUAUGUAUGUGGAUGGUUGGGUACUGGGCCUAGGGGAGUCAUUCUGAACACUAUGAAUGGGGCAUUUGAAGCGGCGGAGGUUAUAUUGAAGGACAUUAGCGAAGGACAUCUGACUAACGAACCGAAAGGAGGGUUUGAAGAGGUCAAGAAAGGCUUGAAUAAUCAGGUAGUAGAAUGGAAAGACUGGUUGAAAAUAGAUAAAGUAGAACAGGAAGAGGGAGCUAAGCUGGGAAAACCUAGGGAAAAAAUCACAGAUCUGGCAGAAAUGCUGAAAGUAGCAGCGUCAUAGGGACUGGGGCAGUUUGCUGAAAUGUAAGUGCAUUUAGGGUUUCCUUAUUGGUGUAGGGUUGACAGUAGAAGAGGAGCGAGACUCUUGAAACUGCCCUCGCCGAGACAGGGUGCCCCAUUUAUAUAGUUGGGGAUUACUAGGAAAAAGCGUCGAUUCAGUGAAAAAGUUCGCAAAAAUAACAAAACCGUUGCAAACUCUGAAAGUAGCUAGGGAAAUGUUAGGAAUUUUUUUUUGGGUGCCCUGCAAUGUGGGGGCCCAUCGAGGGACAACUCUUCAUCAUGUCCUGCAUGCGGGAGCACACUUAUCAUGCUCUUGGGCAUACAGGGGCACAUGCAAGGACACAUCGAGGGAUAUGGACGUGGAGAUUAUUAUGUUUUUACUACAUGGUUGGCGGAUAUGGUGGACGACUCUUCAUCGAGGAAUGUGGACGACCAUCAUGCCCUUGCUCACAGCAUGGAGGGACACAGAUCAUGCGUGGCACAUCGAGG